This is a messenger RNA of Harmonia axyridis, 2519 nucleotides long. Its product is annotated as sodium-independent sulfate anion transporter-like. Gene Ontology annotation, biological process: transmembrane transport. NCBI's taxonomy places the organism in Eukaryota, Metazoa, Arthropoda, Insecta, Coleoptera, Coccinellidae. The record is from RefSeq and is a predicted model, not a curated record. The transcript is spliced from 11 exons. Gene Ontology annotation, molecular function: sulfate transmembrane transporter activity. Gene Ontology annotation, cellular component: membrane. The coding region runs from base 419 to 2446 and encodes 675 amino acids.
AUCGAAAAACUAGCCUAUCGAGCAAUCACGCGGUGAGAAUUGAAUCCCAGUACCACCUUCUACUCUGGUACCUAUCGGUGCAGCAGGUAUUUGGCAUGUCAAUAGUUCAGCAGUUCAGUUUAUUCCCGAUCAUCUAUAAGUAAGGUAAUACCCAGGAAGUACCCAGCUUGCUUUAUCUACUUUUCGCGAUCAGUGCGAAAUGUGAGGUGCUUUUGUGAUUUAUCUGAUAACUGUGAUAACACCAUUUGAAAGUGGAGUAGAAUACAACAAGGGCAAAACUGGGGGAUUGGUCACACUUUUGAACAUCAAAUGAAAUGAUAUCAACAUCAGGAGACAUUGGUUGAGGAAUAUUUUAAAUAAAUGUGUUAAAAUGUUUAGUUUCCUUUGUGAUUAAGAAAUAUUCUCAAACUUAUCAAAAAUGACAAAAUUCAAAUUGAGCUCAGAUUCAAAUAACAGCAGUCAGGUCACUCUGACUAGUUAUAUGGUCGGAGGAGUAGAUGGUACAGGUGAAGUAAACCAUGGUUUCGCAUCGACCGAUGACUUGAGGAGAGACCAAAAUAUUUGUAUGGGAUGCCAGAAGAAGAAUAACGACAUCUUCAACAUUCCAGACGAAACCUACCUUCGUAAUAGGACAAAACCUUCAAUGAAAGAGCGACUUGAAGCGAAAGUGAAGAAUGGAUUCACACGAAAAUCCUUGUACAAACGUGUUCCUAUUUUGUCGUGGUUACCAACUUACAGCCUCGACUAUGCCAUAUGCGAUCUUGUAGCUGGAAUAACUGUUGGUCUUACUGUUAUACCACAAGCUAUUGCCUAUGCUAAUAUUGCUGGAUUGCCACCACAAAUUGGUCUUUAUUCCUCAUUUAUUGGAUGUAUUAUUUAUGCAAUAUUCGGAAGUUGUAAGGAUUCUUCUAUUGGACCUUCUGCCAUUUCAGCUUUGUUAACCAGGGAGAACAUACAUGGAUUAGGGCCUGCAGGAGCAGCCCUUCUUUGCUUUCUUAAUGGUUGCGUUGUUUUCAUUAUGGGAAUUUUUCAAUGUGGCUUUCUGAUAGACUUUGUCUCUGGUCCAGUAUCUGUUGGCUUCACUUCAGCUGCAGCAAUCAUCAUCGCUACAACACAAAUGAAGGAUAUCCUAGGACUAUCUUAUCCGGGUGGUGAUUUUGUGAUAAUAUGGGAACAAAUAUUUCAACACAUAUCAGAAACAAGUAUCAAUGAUGCUGCUCUAGGAGUUGGAACUAUAUUAGUUCUACUCCUGCUUAGGAAAAUCAAAACCAUCCAAUUCGCUGUGGAAGAAGCUGAUAAGUCAUCCAUUAAAAUAUAUCUGAACAAAACAAUAUGGCUCAUAUCGACGGCGAGAAAUAUAAUAGUAGUUUGUUUUACUGCAGGCCUGGCCUACUCAUUUGAAGUUAAUGGAUCUCAACCCUUUCGACUUACUGGAUAUAUAAAACCAGGUCUACCUGAUAUAGUGUCACCUCAAUUCGAAAUCACAUCAGGAAAUAACACAAGAAAUUUCAUGGAAAUAACAUCAACAUUCGGAUCAGGACUUCUUGUGGUUCCCUUGCUUUGCAUUUUGGAAAAUAUUGCUCUCGCGAAAGUUUUCGCUGAUGGAAAAGUUAUAGAUGCCACUCAAGAGAUGUUCGCCCUAGGAAUCUGCAACAUAGCUUCGUCUUUCGUUCAAUCUAUACCAGUAUCUGGAGCGCUCUCAAGAGGUGCAGUUAAUAAUGCCUCAGGUGUUAGGACGACAUUUGGUGGGAUAUACACAGCAAUCAUCGUGAUGUUUUCUCUCAAAUUUUUAACACCUUGUUUCUCAUAUAUCCCAAAAGCAUCUUUAGCCGGCGUUAUCAUCGCAGCUGUCAUCUUCAUGGUGGAAAUACAAGUUGUGAAACCUAUGUGGAAAACUAAAAAAACGGAUCUCAUACCUGCAACAGCGACGUUUUUAGGUUGUCUUCUCCUUCGAUUAGAAAUUGGAAUAGUUUUAGGAAUUGCCAUCAACAUCAUUUUCUUGCUGUAUCAAUCCGCCAGACCUUCCGUUCGCGUGGAGAAAUCAACGACCCCAUCUGGAUGUGAUUAUCUCAUCAUUACACCUGAUAGAAGCUUGGCAUUUCCAUCAGUGGAAUACGUAAGAAAUACUGUUUCCAAAGCUGGUAUCAAACAAGGUUCUAGCUCAAUACCUGUCGUAGUUGAUGCAAAACAUAUACAAGCAGCCGACUACACAGCAGCAAAGGGUAUAAAAUCCCUAAUAGAUGACUUCUACCAAAGGAAUCAAGCCAUAAUCUUUUUCAACCUCAAGCCCCGAGUAUCGAGUAUUUUUCAAGGUGUUGGUCCUAAACAAUUCAUCUACUGCAGUACGUAUCAAGAAUUGAACGAAUUGUUGCAGAAGCAUUGCAAAGACACUAAAUGUAAAAUAAGAAACAGUGAUAGUGAUGAAAUAAUCGAUCUGAAUAUGUGAUAGUAAGAUGUAAAUAGAUAACGUAGUAUUUUAAAAUUACAAAUGUGAUAAUAAAUAGUGAAUUUGAUUAAUU